This is a messenger RNA of Phodopus roborovskii (desert hamster), 1743 nucleotides long. It is a transcript of the gene Rcan1, whose product is annotated as regulator of calcineurin 1. The record is from RefSeq and is a predicted model, not a curated record. Gene Ontology annotation, molecular function: calcium-dependent protein serine/threonine phosphatase regulator activity; nucleic acid binding. The transcript has 4 exons. Lineage: Eukaryota; Metazoa; Chordata; Mammalia; Rodentia; Cricetidae. Gene Ontology annotation, biological process: calcium-mediated signaling. Gene Ontology annotation, cellular component: nucleus; cytoplasm. Bases 16 to 765 code for a protein of 249 amino acids.
GAGCGCGCGCCGGGCAUGGAGGACGGCGUGGCGGGGCCGCGGCUCGGGGAGGCGGCGGAGGCGGCCGCGGCGCGGGCGCCCCCCGGGGUGACUCUGAGGCCCUUCGCGCCCUUCUCCGCGGCCGCCGGGGCGGACGAGGGCGGCGGCGACUGGAGCUUCAUCGACUGCGAGAUGGAGGAGGUGGAUCUGCAGGACCUGCCCAGCGCCACCAUCGCCUGCCACCUGGACCCGCGCGUGUUCGUGGACGGCCUGUGCCGGGCCAAAUUUGAAUCCCUCUUCAGGACAUAUGACAAGGACAUCACCUUCCAGUAUUUUAAGAGCUUCAAGCGUGUCCGAAUAAACUUCAGCAACCCCUUGUCUGCAGCUGAUGCCAGGCUGCAGCUGCAUAAGACUGAGUUCCUGGGGAAGGAGAUGAAGUUGUAUUUUGCUCAGACAUUACACAUAGGAAGUUCGCGCCUGGCUCCACCCAAUCCAGACAAGCAGUUUCUCAUCUCUCCUCCAGCCUCUCCACCCGUUGGUUGGAAGCAAGUAGAAGAUGCUACCCCAGUCAUAAACUACGAUCUUUUAUAUGCCAUCUCCAAGCUGGGGCCAGGUGAGAAGUAUGAGCUGCAUGCAGCGACAGACACCACUCCCAGCGUGGUGGUCCACGUGUGCGAGAGUGACCAAGAGAACGAAGAGGAGGAGGAGACGGAGAGAAUGAAGAGGCCCAAGCCAAAAAUCAUCCAGACGAGGAGGCCGGAGUACACGCCCAUCCACCUCAGCUGAACUGGCUCACAGGCCGAGACGGCGCGCUCGAAACCCCACGCGUGGGGGAGGAGUCUUUUCUGUGCAGGUGGCUGGUCAUAGCUUUGGAGGCGACAGCCGUGGCCACUGUGGCAGGAAUUCCAGUUGCUCAGAAGAGAAUGAAGGCUCUGUCUCCUUGCUCUGAUGCUGCACCUCAGUCUGUGUCCGUGGCACCCAGGAGUGCCUUGGGCCAUUGGCUGAGUCUGUGGUAAUCGCACAAGGGUAUCUGGGACAUCCUGAGAUAAUGAUAAUGGUAGUGUCUCGUACUUGCUCUUUUCUAGGUUCUGUUUUUGCCAAGGACAGGUUGACUAGUGGCCCCGGGGAAAGGUUUCUGUUUCCAGCCAGCGUUCAGGGUCCAGGCCCCCACUGGUGGGCAGAGGCACCCCACAAAGCCACCGAGCCCCCAGUGCAGGAAGGUUACGGGACAGCCCCGGUGCCGUGUGGAAAUUGUCCUCCUCACCCCCCCCCCUCGUGUUCUGACGCUCACGCAUGUACGUCACUGGGUUCUAAGACUGACGUGUGUUUGUGUAUGAAUCCGCCGUUGUUUUCCAUCCUGGGAAGCUGGGGGGGGGGCACUGGGAAACUAUGGCCUUUCCUGGUCUCUGGCUCUCUCUGCAGCAGCGCCCGCGUGUGGGGUCGCCCCUGGAGAGGGCCACAUGUCACCCUGUCCGGCGUACCAUGGCACUUGUGCUUUCUUGCACAAGACGUUGAUCUUGAGUUCCUGUGUAGAAGUUAGCUUAUGCAAUGCGGAGCAGCGGUUUGGCUGUCAGGUGCCGGUGGGUGGCAAGUUAAGUUUGAGGUUAGGUGUUGGGUUCAGGCAUCCCUUUCCAUUGUUUCUUUCCUGUAGGGGUUUGUACGUGGGUCUCAGCCAAAAGUCUCUUUGGCAACUGUUUGUUGAGACAGUUUUUCACCCCCAUUGAAACGUGAAGAUAAACUUGUAAAUAAAGCCAAGAGCAAGCA